Echinostoma caproni is the source of this 1824-nucleotide messenger RNA. Lineage: Eukaryota; Metazoa; Platyhelminthes; Trematoda; Plagiorchiida; Echinostomatidae. The record is from the annotation of a GenBank genome assembly.
AUGCGACAAAGGAAUCCCCGACAACACUUUUUUAAUGGUGGCCUUGCGGAUCGACGAAUCAGCAAUCUGGAUCAUCUACUUCGAUGCAGUAUCAGUGCACAUGUGACUCACGCGGUCGUCUCGCGUGGCUGUCCGUCCUCAUGUGAUGGUAGUGGGACGAGUGGCCAAGAUGACAGUCAUCGUUUUUGUUGGCCCCAACACCGGGACAGUCCAACCGACUGGUGGUGGUACGCAUACUGUGCACCGCAUCUGCCGAUGAAAACAACCGUCCCUCUUGAACCUAAUCCAUGCAAACUUGAGACGGCAUCAGAUGUCAAUUCCCUCGUGCAGACUAUCGUCCGUGUCGCCGUGACUGAUGAUGCCCGAUACCUUUGGCGGUUGCUUAUGCCUCGCUUAAAUAACCGGUCGUCAAGUGCAGACAGUGCACGUAACCCUGACUCAUCUCAAACACCAAUGGAAUGGUGGGAUCCGAAACGUGCUUCCCUUCCUGGUUUUCUUGAACCUCAGGUCUUUCUGCGCAAAACACCAGUCAGUCUCAUUUGGGAGGUGGAUAUUACUUAUUUGUUCAUCAGUUUACUUCAUCUCCGACCCGGUUUAGAAGAGGCUCGAAUAGCCCAAUGUCAGUGUGAACGACUGGCCGACGUCCUAGACGAACUAAAAAGCACGGAAACCGGUGCAGGCUCACUUGGUGCUGCCUUGUUGGCUUGUGACGAAGGCCGGCCCCGUAUCCCUGUGGGAGACGCGCACGAGACACAUUUGGUUCGUCUCUGUUAUUGUGCUAUCCUUGUACAAGCGUUACUAUCGUGGAAUCCGGGGUCAUUCACAGAUGCGGAUAACGCAUCAACUUUGUCCGCACUCGGUUUCAGUACAGACUGUAUGCCUUGCUCUUCCAUGCCUCAGAGUUGGUCCAAUCCACAAUUGCUCGAGGUAUGCAAUCGGCUCCGUAAACUGGUUGGAUUGCCAGUACAAACGUUUCCUUCCACGGACGUGCUCAGCGCAGUGUACUCACUGAGUACAUAUGUACGAAUUCAUUGUUUGCCGUUUCUGCGGAUUGCCGCGUUCGUUAUCCAUUUGAUUACACAGGUGGAAGUGCCGCAUGAUUUGCGUCAGGUCCCCGAUGGGGAAACUUUCGACGUGAAUGUGGAAUACGAUUUGUUGCUGACCUACUUGGGUUUGCCUCGAGGGCCGUCCGAUCUGCUCUCAGUCCUUUCUACCCAUCCUAACUCGCUGGACGCAUCCCGCUCGCCCGAGUCGAUUCGAUCACUGUUGGAUGAGCAGGAUGUGUCCUCACUCUCUGAAUCACUAUGGCUCGCUCGCUUGAUCAUUGGUUGGUGCCUGUCCGGGCUGUCCUGUUCCAGUCGUGAACUGUAUCAAUCAUUGUGCGCUCACUGGCAAUCACAGACUGCUUCACCGAACAUGCCCAGUCAUGACGCAGUGCUGUACCCGGAACCCAUCAGUCGCCUGCCGCAUUUAAUACCUCUGCCUCAUGAUUAUACGAAUCUCCUAUCUUUGAUUGUAGAUUUCAAAUGCAACGUGGGAGGAAACGCGCAUAGUGAUCCUAGCAUUUGUCUCUUGUGUGGACACGUAGCGUGUUUCAUGUGCUACGGUUGUCGACAAUUUGAGCCCGACGUUCCCGUUCCUGCUCCGGAUUCUAUCGUAUACAGUAUGCCUGCCCAUUCACGUCGUUGUCAUUCCGGUUACAGCUUGAUCCUGCGGAUCUAUUCUUGUCGUGUAUUUCUCUUGUCGGAUCAAGCACGUCGAUUCACGGAGGUUACAGCCCCCUACCGGGACGUGUUUGGCGAAACAGAUCCGGACUUGAAGUAA